AUGGCAGCGGAGAAGCAGGUCCCGGGUGGCGGCGGAGGUGGUGGUGGCGGCGGCGGCGGCAGCGGCGGCGGCGGGGGACGCGGUGGCGGGGAAGAGAACAAGGAGAAUGAGCUCCCUCCCGCGGGGUCGAAGGGAAACCGGCGGUUCGGGGACAGCCUGGGCCUGGAGAUCCUUCAAAUUAUUAAGGAAUCCCAACAGCAACAUGGUUUACGGCAUGGAGAUUUUCAGAGAUACAGGGGGUAUUGUUCCCGUAGACAAAGACGUCUCCGAAAAACACUCAACUUUAAGAUGGGGAAUAGACACAAAUUUACAGGGAAAAAAGUAACUGAAGAACUUCUAUCUGAUAACAGAUACUUGCUUUUGAUUUUGAUGGAUGCUGAAAGAGCCUGGAGCUAUGCCAUGCAGCUUAAACAAGAAGCAAAUACUGAACCUCGAAAACGGUUUCAUUUGUUAUCACGACUUCGAAAAGCUGUGAAACAUGCUGAGGAGUUGGAACGCUUGUGUGAGAGUAAUAGGGUGGAUGCCAAGACUAAACUAGAGGCUCAGGCUUACAUGGCUUACCUAACAGGAAUGCUGCGCUUUGAACAUCAGGAGUGGAAGGCAGCAAUGGAGGCUUUUAACAAAUGCAAAACCAUCUAUGAAAAGCUAGCUAGUGCUUUUACUGAAGAACAGGCUGUCUUAUAUAAUCAGCGAGUGGAAGAGAUUUCACCCAACAUACGCUAUUGUGCCUAUAAUAUUGGGGACCAGUCGGCUAUUAGCGAAUUAAUGCAGAUGAGACUGAGAUCUGGUGGUACUGAAGGCCUUCUGGCUGAAAAAUUGGAAUCAUUGAUCACCCAGACUCGAGCCAAACAGGCAGCUACUAUGAGUGAAGUAGAGUGGAGAGGGAGAACUGUUCCAGUGAAGAUUGACAAAGUGAGGAUCUUCUUAUUAGGGUUGGCUGACAAUGAAGCAGCUAUUAAUCAGGCUGAAAGUGAAGAAACCAAGGAACGGCUGUUUGAGUCCUUGCUUAGUGAAUGUCGGGAUACUAUACAAGCUGUCCGGGAAGAACUCAAGCCAGAUCAGAAACAAAGGGAGAACAGCAUUGAUGGAGAGUCUGGGAAAGUUUCUAAUUUGCAAUACCUACACAGCUACUUGACUUUCAUCAAGCUGUCCACUGCAAUCAAGCGUAAUGAAAGCAUGGCAAAGGGGCUGCAGAAGGCGCUGCUUCAGCAGCAGCCAGAGGAUGACAGCAAGCGCUCUCCUCGGCCCCAGGACCUGAUCCGCCUUUAUGACAUCAUCCUCCAGAAUCUGGUGGAAUUGCUCCAGUUGCCUGGCCUAGAGGAGGACAAAGUUUUCAAAAAAGAGAUAGGACUCAAGACACUGGUAUACAAGGCUUACAGGUGUUUCUUCAUUGCUCAGUCUUAUGUGCUGGUGAAGAAAUGGAGUGAAGCCCUUGUCCUAUAUGACCGAGUCCUAAAAUAUGCCAAUGAAGUGCAGUCUCAGGCAGGAGCCUCCCAAAAUAGCCUAAAGGAACUACCUGAUGUCCAGGAAUUGAUUACUCAGGUGAAAUCAGAAAAAUACUCCCUACAGGCAGCUGCUAUUUUAGAUACAAAUGACCCCCAUGAAACAGAGUGUCCCUCCCAAGUCAAGGACAAUAAGCCUCUUGUUGAACGAUUUGACACUUUUUACCUGGAUCCUUCUCUCGUCAGCAAGCAAGCCAACCUCGUUCACUUCCCACCAGGAUUCAAACCCAUCCCUUGCAAGCCCUUGUUCUUUGAUCUGGCCCUCAACCACGUGGCUUUCCCACCUCUAGAGGACAAGGUGGAACAGAAGACGAAGAGUGGCCUGACUGGAUAUAUUAAGGGCAUUUUUGGAUUUAGGAGCUAAUUAAUCUUCUACAGGGGGGGGAUUUAGAUUCUUACUCUGUAUUGUGAGAAGGCUUCAGAAUAUUAAAUUCAGGUCUGAAAUUGCCCAGGGUUGGGGGUCUUAACAUCUUCCCUAUGUCCUCUGUGUGUAUGCACUCACAUACUUAACCAGUGUGUUAGAGGGAAACCAUACUCUUUUCCUGAUCAGUGUGUGUGAGUUUAUUCUGUCUCCCUUAAGACCUGGGUAGGGGGCUUAUGCCAUUCUGUCCCGUGAAACUCUUAGAACUUACAUUUCAAUCAGUGAUGCAUUCAAGGAGAAUUACAUACCAGUCAUGGACCACACCUAGAAUCAUACUUUUCCCUUCAGUAAAAUGGAUUUUAAACCAGCCUGUUCUUCCUCUGAGGAUAAUUGUUAAGCAUCUAGAGUCCUUGGGUGACAUUUAUCAUUACUAUGAAAAUGUAUAAAAAUGUUGGUCCUGCCUUACUUCUACCCCCAACUCAGUUAUAAAGAGCUGUAGCAUAAGAAAGGAUCUUUAUUUUUAAAGGAAAUAUGUUCUGAAACAAUGAAACCAAACCUUGUAUUAAAAGUCAAAGCUGGUGAACACCAUAAUACAUUUUUAUAUAACCUAA
Molecule: messenger RNA, 2474 nt
Organism: Gracilinanus agilis (Agile Gracile Mouse Opossum)
Lineage: Eukaryota; Metazoa; Chordata; Mammalia; Didelphimorphia; Didelphidae
Gene: SRP68
Product: signal recognition particle 68
Exons: 16
Coding region: 1-1866 (621 amino acids)
Biological process (GO): SRP-dependent cotranslational protein targeting to membrane
Cellular component (GO): signal recognition particle, endoplasmic reticulum targeting
Molecular function (GO): protein binding; signal recognition particle binding; 7S RNA binding
Source: RefSeq, a predicted model, not a curated record